UUCCUCGCCCACUACAACGAGUUCUGCGCGUACAUGAGCGGGAGGCGGGAGGCCCAGGGAUCGGUCUUCCCUCGAGGCGGAGCCCAAGACUCGGGGCGGAUGGUUGGUGGCCCAUAUCGACAGCAGCCGUACCAAAACGAGCAAGGUGCGGGCUGGAGUCGGGGCCACUCUCCAGCGCUGCCGGGACCGCCGCGUGGGCAAGGAUCCGGAACUGGAGGACAGCUGCAGGGGCGCAACUCUGGGGGGCGUGGGUAUGGUGGAUACGGUCCUUCCCCCCCGGAGAGCCGAGGUCGUCAGGUGGGCGGCCGUGGUGGCGGCGACAUCACCUUGGGAUGGGAGGCCACGUCAGCGCCCGGAUCUACACCCAGCUGGACCCCACCACCCCCUGAGGCAGGCUACGGGUACGGGCUCGCGGCUCACGGAGUGGACCAUGGCGGAGGUCCCUACGGCAGCGCCGCCGGCGGGGGACACGGUUUCCACCCAUUCCCCGACGGCGGAGGGCUCUACCAGCAGCAAGAAGUGAGCAAUGUACCACACUAUCCUUCUGCUGCCGGACCGGACGCCCAACAACCGCGAGUCUACGAGGCCUUGGACACCUCGCAGCAGCAUCAGCAGCAGCAGCACUACGGUGCACCCCAGGUCACCUCGUCCUCCUCCUCUCCCUCUCCAGCUCCUGGUGACGCUCUACCUCCAGCCGGCGAUUCCCCUCUGCAUCUCUUCAUGGUACGUGGCGUGUGCUCUCGAGGCAAGUCUGAGAUUGAUCUUGAGAAGGAUGUUGGUUUUUCGAAGUCUGACGGGUUCACGAGUGCGGAGUCUCAUGAGUCAAUGCCUGGUGUUCCCCGCGUGCCUGCUGUGCAUGAACGUUCUGAUGAUGAAUUCGGUGUCUUGAAGUUUGGUGUGUCUACUCAUGACGUACCUCGCAUGCCCGCUGCACUUGAGAGUCCUGAUGAAGUGCUCGGCGUUCCGGAGUGUGAUACAUCUGUCCCUGCUGCCGAUUCUGGAGCUAGUGCGAUGAUUACGAACAAAGUGGAUGCAAUGUACAAUGUACGCCACUUGGGCCCGGAUGAACGAUUUAUUCAGAUUGGAGACUCGGCUCUCAUCAAGGUUGCCGCUGUAGGGAGUUUGGACCUUAGGUUCCACCAGAUCGGAGCCGACGGGAAACAGGAGGAUUUGGACGUCACUGUGCCAGAAGUUUUGUUUGUACCCGGGUGUGGUUUCAACCUUUUCUCGGUAUGGAAGGUGUCUCACAAGCAUGCGGUCCGUAUCAACCCCAACGCACGGGAUUACCCUCACGGGCACGAUGGACAGCUGUCGAUGGUGCUUACCGGCGCGUGGGACGAGGGCGCCGGUGCCGAAGCAGGGGGCAGGUACCGCGGCAAGAGGGCGCCGAACGACGUGUUCCACAUCGACCUCUGCGGCGCGUAUACGGCGACGAUCGGUGGCAACCACAAUAUGCUCUUCGGUGUGGACGCCGCCACGGGAUGGAUGGUCUGCUACGCCAUGCGGCGUAAGGCGGAGGCGCUAGCGAUCGUCAAGCGCAUGGUCGUGGAUGCCGCCCACAAGGCUGGUACCGCGAUCNACAUCGUCGAGAGCGCCAUCCAGAGGUGCCUCAAGAUGGCCAAGGCAUCCCGCCGGGCCGCCCAGGAGCUGCUUGGCCCCGCAGGAUUUUCUCGUGUUCGCCUGCCUAGUGUUCGUGGCGAUGAGCUCUGGGCAAAGUCCGCAAAAGACGCCGCACAGGAGCUGAACCAGUCAGCACCUCCUUCCAACCCCGGGGGUGCGUCGCCGCAGGAACUCUACACCGGCAAGGGAGGCNCAUCACUGCAGGACGAUGCCGUCACCACGCCUCUGCCUCCGACCGAGAUCACCAUGGGGCUACUGGCUCAAGCAAAAGAAGACGUCCUCCUCUCCAUGCUGGAUGCUCGGCGAGUCAUGAACGGCAAGACAAUGCUCCGGCCAGGAUUGGAGGGGGGCGGCGAGAAGGGGGGCGGAGGCGAGCAGCUCGCGAGGAGUGAGGGCGUGGUAGAGAGCACGGGAAAGCUGCCGGAGGUGGACACCGGCGAGGAGGGACGCAUGGGGAAUGGUUGGUCGAUCGGUCCGUCUGAGCGGGGCGUUCCGCUCGGACUUGUGGCGCGUCUUGCGACGCGCGACGACCUCGACUCAGCUGUGCGCGAGAUGGAGCGGCCCCUUUUGCGACCCGACAUGCCGCGCUGCCACGCCAAGGACCUCCGAGUACCNAUGGACACCGGCGAGAAGGGACGCAUGGGGAAUGGUUGGUCGAUCGGUCCCUCUGAGCGGGGCGUUCCGCUUGGACUUGUGGCGCGUCUUGCGACGCGCGACGACCUCGACUCAGCUGUGCGCGAGAUGGAGCGGCCCCUUUUGCGACCCGACAUGCCGCGCUGCCACGCCAAGGACCUCCGAGUACCCCAGACUUUCAAAGAGGCAAAGCAGAGCGAGCACAGCGAGCAGUUCAUGGAUGCGGCCAAGCGUGAGGUGUUUGGAUUGCUAGAAGCAGAUGCGUUUAAGAUUGUUGGACCGUAG
Messenger RNA from Ectocarpus sp. CCAP 1310/34, 2538 nucleotides. The record is from the annotation of a GenBank genome assembly. Lineage: Eukaryota; Phaeophyceae; Ectocarpales; Ectocarpaceae.